Molecule: messenger RNA, 1203 nt
Organism: Pieris macdunnoughi
Lineage: Eukaryota; Metazoa; Arthropoda; Insecta; Lepidoptera; Pieridae
Source: the annotation of a GenBank genome assembly
AUGCGGGAAGACGAGCCUCUCCUCUGCCCCGCGCCAAGCACACCCCGCAAGCCGUCCCGCCUCAAACGCACGCUACGUACGCUCAGCUCGCCGUUCCGCAGCGGCUCGCCCUUCCACAUCGGCUCGCUUAAGCGAACUGGUUCCGCUAAAUCUUCAGUGUCCGACGGCGAGAUCGCACGCGACGAACGCACUAUGCGUAAGAAAAACAAGAAACCACGUUCCGACGUGCCCGCGUCUACCUCGCGCAGUAGUGACAGCUCGCCGGUUGUCAAAAAAAAGGAAAGUAAGAAAUUAAUCAACAUAGACUCGACUCGCUCGGAGAGCACCGAUCUAUCUCGGUCGGAAACGGAGCCUGAACCACUAACCUCAAAUGUCGCGCAAAUUACAGCAAACUAUGAACAACUACCUGGAACUCCAAUGGAGCCAAUACUGCCCAACGAUGAGCAAUCAUUUGAAACGUUACUGGAGCAGAUCACACAAACUACUCCGAUCACUCCGACGGAAAAGUCCUCGCAUAACAAUGAUGAAUCAUUUGAAAAUUUAAUGAAAGAAAUUACGCAAAGUAAUGAGAAAUAUCCUGAAACUCGAUUUGAACCUGUAACGUCACAUGUCGAGCCAGCAUCUUCUACUGAAAUGGAGCCAGCGUCGCCUAAACAGAAACGAUCGUCCAACACAGAGUUGGAAGUGGAGUUGCCUGAAAGUGUCACGCCAGAGCAGAUUUUCAGUCCAAUCGUGGUGGAGCAUCCGGUGGCUACCAGAGCGUUCACUAAAGCGGCGUGGCAGAAGCGUGCGCCAUUGACUGAAAUUCAGAAGCCUAUCGAGGAGCCAAGUCCUGAGGGGACUAUGAAGCGGCGAAUUGCUUUUGUGUCACAAUUCUCGAUGUAUCAGACGGAGGACCAUGACGAUGAUGACGACGACGAGGAAGAGGGGCAGACGGGCGAGGUGGGGUCGCUGGAGGAAGCGGUGGCGCUAGCUCGCUCGCGGCUCGCUGCCGGCGCGUCGCAGCCGCAUUCGCACGACAACGUCGACGCCGAAGAGAAGGGAUACGCGGAGGCGAACAUGCCGGCCUACGGAGACCUCAUCGAGCCGGAGAACAAGGCUGGGAGCGACGGACCGGUGAGUUGUUGCGCUCGAUUCGCGCGUCAGUGGGUGAUGGCGUAUCGUACGAUGCGCGCGCGCCAUGACCUUCGAGGAGACAGCUGA